Molecule: messenger RNA, 192 nt
Organism: Phytophthora nicotianae INRA-310
Lineage: Eukaryota; Oomycota; Peronosporomycetes; Peronosporales; Peronosporaceae
Exons: 1
Coding region: 1-192 (63 amino acids)
Source: RefSeq, a predicted model, not a curated record
AUGAUGCAGAAAUACCUGUUGUCCUUCGUGCUGGCAGGCAACCCGAACACUGUGUGGCCCGAUGACAAGUUAUAUUGGCCGCAGUACAACGAUCCCAGUUUGGGGACGCAGAUUGUGACCAACGAGACGUUCUCUGUCGAUGAGUAUGCGCUGGCCAACGCGAAGAGUGUGCACUGGGACAAAAAGUUCUGA